UCUUGUUUCUUUAAUAUUAUCGAUAACACUACGCAGCAGCAAUAAACAUUGUUCAUAAUUGUUUAUAAGAAAUACAAUUUGGAAAGAUGAGUUCACAGCGGGGGAACGCGACUCGCACCCGAGCCCAAAAGCACAAAAAUCGCCAUGUGUUCAAGAAUGAUUUGCACGACAAGACGCCUCAACAGAUGCGGCUCAAUAAGAUGCACGUGUCGACUGUGUGCCAGCGGUGCAAGGAGGUCAUCGAGUGGAAGAUCAAGUACAAGAAAUACAAGCCCCUCACGCAAGCCAAGACGUGCGCACGCUGCCAGCAGCGCACCGUGCGCAAGGCCUACCAUGUCAUCUGUCGCGACUGCGCUCUCAAGGAUCACGUGUGCGCCAAGUGCCUGCGGAGCGCCGACCAGGUGGACAUUGAGGCAGCAGAGCCAACGCCGCAGGAGGAGCAAAAACUGCAGGUCGAAAUGGAUCGUCUGAUCAAAUCCUUCUCGGAGCGCAAGCGACGCGCUUUCCUCAGAUUCAUGGCCAAGGGGCGUAAACAGGAGACGGAAGAUCCUCACGAGCUGCGGGAGGAGGAGGAGGAAGAGGAACGGAAGGCGCGGGAGAAGGCGACGCGUGUCAGACACACGCGAGAACAGCUGCUUGAGAAAAUCAAGCAGCUGAAUCUCGCCGAAGAGGACGAUGAUUAUGAAGACGAUGACGAUGACGACGAUGAAGAUGGCGAUGAUUCAGGGGCUGAUUACGAUGAGGAAAGCAGCGAUGAAGAGCAACAAAAUGUUAAGACAAAAGAUUAAUUAAGAAAUUAAUCAGGAAUAGCAAAUUCAGAAAAUUGUACCACCUAGUAAAAUAAAAAUUUUUUUUUAAAUAUAUGAAAAUUUGCAAGGUCAA
Messenger RNA from Drosophila grimshawi, 882 nucleotides. RefSeq lists its product as uncharacterized. Bases 87 to 788 code for a protein of 233 amino acids. The transcript is spliced from 2 exons. The record is from RefSeq and is a predicted model, not a curated record. NCBI's taxonomy places the organism in Eukaryota, Metazoa, Arthropoda, Insecta, Diptera, Drosophilidae.